AUGGCAGCAAGAGCGCCCCCAGUGCAGAUACAGCCUUGGCCAAAAAUGGAUUCGGCAUGGUCUAGACUACAUGUGGAUUUCGCAGGACCAUUAAAUGGCUCCUAUUAUAUCAUUGUGGUGGAUAGCUAUUCCAAAUGGCCGGAAGUGUGUAAAUGUUCAAGGCCAACCACAAGUGUGACGUUUGACUUCUUGGAAGAACUGUUCUCUCGGUAUGAGGUGCCAUAUACGAUCGUGUCAGAUAAUGGUACACAAUUCAGAGUGAAGGAGUUCAAAAGAUUCUUCACCUUGCACAGCAUUCCUCCAGCUUCUGGAGACCGGCCUGGACGUUUUUCCCAUCAGUCAAUCGAGGACCUUCUAGAUCUCGUCAACAGUGUUAAUGGUGACCAGUGA
Messenger RNA from Octopus bimaculoides (California two-spot octopus), 390 nucleotides. RefSeq lists its product as uncharacterized. The record is from RefSeq and is a predicted model, not a curated record. Lineage: Eukaryota; Metazoa; Mollusca; Cephalopoda; Octopoda; Octopodidae. Gene Ontology annotation, molecular function: nucleic acid binding.